This is a messenger RNA of Lagopus leucura (white-tailed ptarmigan), 5509 nucleotides long. RefSeq names its product pleckstrin homology domain containing A6 (gene PLEKHA6). The record is from RefSeq and is a predicted model, not a curated record. Bases 1553 to 4438 code for a protein of 961 amino acids. Lineage: Eukaryota; Metazoa; Chordata; Aves; Galliformes; Phasianidae. The transcript is spliced from 21 exons.
UGGUGGGAUCCCUGCUGUGCCCUCCUCUCGCUUUCUUGGUGGUGGGGUGUGGAGCAGAGCCCAGCUGUGGAGAGGGGAACUGCCGGAAUCCCCUGGGAUGUGCUGGGGAAACUGAGGCAUGAAGGGGGCAAAGCGGCUUCACCUCCCACUGUGUGGGCUGGGAAUGCUUUCCCCUCCAAGCCCUGCUCCCAUCCUGCCCAUUCCAGUGGCAUCUCUCAGCAGAGCUCUCUCUAUCAGGCACAGAGCAUCCCCAGCUCCAUUUUUUUUUUGGCUUGCUUUGACUGGUGCAUUAGUUGCUGCUCAUCAGCCCUCCCUGCAGUGGAUGUAGGAGGGGAGAGCUGGAAGGCAGAGGAUGGCAGUCCCACAUUUGUCCCUGAGCAGACCCCAUCUGUCCCCUCCACACGAUGUUCAGUGGUGCUCACACAGCACUGGUGGGUACCAGUGUGCACCCUGGGGCACUGCCACCCCUACUGCCAUGGUUUCUGAGCACCUCCUUGCUGCCUUGAUGCACAGCCUGACUUGUGCAAAGCCAAGCUCACACUUUCUUGCUCGUGAGCUCCACAGACCCAUUCCUGCACCUCUGCACUCCCUCAGUGUGUGUGCACCCAGACAGAUCCAUCCAUCAAUAGAAAUACUGAGCCAACCCCCAGUGCUGGAGCUGGGGUUAGGGCACUGCAGCCCUCACCUCUGCACAUGGGGCUUCCCAUCCGUGAGCAAUGCACGUUGCCAGCUGUGGGCUCCAACACCUCAAGCACUGCUCUAAGUUCAUUGUGGGGAUGCUUUUGCAAUUUGAAGGGCACAUUUUUGUAGCUGUCACCCUGAAAGCCAGAGCAAGCAUGGCUUAGGGUGAGUGCUUGCAAGCAGUGAUUACCACGUGCCCAUGCCCAGAAAGCUGCGUCUGUCUGUCUGUGUUGGGAGCAGAGCAAUGACCCAGAGGUGGUCUGUGAUGUGGUUGGAGAGGAGCCCUGGAGGGCUGAUAUUCACCAGCUGAGCUCUAAGGACGAGGGGCUGUGUUUUCGUGUGCACUUGGGGGUGCCUGUGGAUGGCUUUGUCCCAUCCCUGGAGGUGCCCGAUAUCAUGGAUGCAACCCUGGGCAGCCUGAGCUGUGGGUAGCAGCCUGCCCAUAGCAUGGAUGAUCUUAAGUCCCCUCCAACCCAACCACGCUAUGGUUCUCUCAUUCCUGGGGACCCUCCCACCAUGCUCAACACACACCCGAACGUCCCAAAGCUGCGGUGUCACAGUGAUCCCCAUCCACCUCCAGGGCUGAGCAGUCCCCCAAGCAAAGCGAGGGCUGCGCCCCCGCUCCCCCCGCUGCGCUUUGACCCCAUCUCUGUGUUUCCUCCUCUCUCCGUGGGCGAGGAUCCCCCAGGGCAGGAGGUCUCCGCGCUCCCGUCAGCCACGCCAGCACCCAGCAUAGGUGACGGUGUGCUGGGUGGAGGAGGUGCCGGCGAGUAACGAACAGUCCCUGUCUCCCCAGGCCGAGCACGCCGGCAUCCGGACGUACUUCUUCAGUGCUGAGAACACAGAGGAGCAGGAAUCCUGGAUCCAAGCCAUGGGCGAAGCUGCCCGGGUGCAGAUCCCCCCAACCCAGAGACACGAGAAGACGGAUUCUGAGAACAUCCCCCCCAGCAAACACCACCACCACCAUCGUAAUACUGUGCACCACGAGCACCCCAAAGCUGACCCCAGCGCCAAGACCCGGGGUGAAGGCGACGGCCGUGGCUCAGAGAAACUCGAGAGGAAACCAGAGAGGAUGGAGAGCAAGAAGGAACCCUUGGCCAAAGCCAACGGCAUCGCCGGGCAAGAGAUACCCUCCGAGCCCGGCAGCCCUUACCCCGAAGCACCGCGUGUGCCGAUGAGCACAGAGAGGCCGCCCCAACCCAACGGUUGGCCCUACACGUCCCCCAGCCGCCCUGGCAGCACUGCCUACCCCCCACCCGAUGGGGAGAGCGCUGCCCAUCGCCGCAGCUUCGCCCCCCGCACCAACCCCGAGAAAAUCGCGCAGCGUAAGAGCUCCAUGACGCAGCUGCAGCAGUGGGUGAACCUGCGCCGGGGCAACGUGGCCCCCGAGGAGCUGCGCAGCCCCACCAGGUUUUACCCCGUGUCUCGCCGGGUGCCUGACUACUACCCUCCCUACUCACCCCAGUACCCUGAGGACUAUCAGUACUACCCACCCAGCGUGCGCCCCGACAGCAUCUGCUCCAUGCCCGCCUACGAGCGGGUCAGCCCUCCCUGGGCAUUGGACAACAACAAGCGGCAUUCCUUCCGCAACGGGGGCCCCUACCAGCUCCAGGAAUGGAAGGAGCACCCCGGCUUCGGCCGGCAGGAUGUCCCGGUCUGGCUCCCUGGUAGGCAGCCGACUUAUUUCGAUGAGGUGGAUGCUGCCUCGGGGUCGCUGCGGAGGAUGUCGCUGCAGCCCCGCUCCCGCUCCGUGCCCCGCUCGCCCAGCCAGGGAUCCUACAGCCACACGCGGGUCUACUCCCCGGUGCGCUCUCCCAGCGCUCGCUUCGAGCGGCUGCCGCCCCGUGGAGAGGAGAUUUAUGUUGACCCCGGCACCUUCAUGAUGAGGAGAUCCAUCAGUUCUCCCAAGUACGACUACCUGGGUGACAGGCGGCCCAUCCCUGCAGGAAUGUACCCCUACCACUACCCCGCAUCCCCCACGGUCCACGACAAGAUGGAUGAACUUUUAGACCUUCAGUUGCAAAGAAACCUAGAGUAUUUGGACCAGCAGAUGAGCGAGAGCGAAACCCUGAUCAGUAUGGUGAACAGGAUGGUGGAGAGCUCCUCCCCUAGGGCUCAGCUCUACAUGCAAGUGACGACGCCUUUCCCAGAAGCCUACAGGGAGACCCUGCAUGCCUACAAGAUAAGCGAGCAAGACACUGAUAAGCUGCUGGGGAAGCUCUGUGAGCAGAACAAAGUGCUGCGGGAGCAGGAGAGGCUGGUGCAGCAGCUCCGAGCAGAGAAGGAGAGUCUGGAGAGUGCCCUGAUGGGGACACACCAGGAGCUGGAGAUGUUUGGGAGCCAGCCUGCCUACCCUGAGAAGCUGCUGCACAAGAAGGAGUCUCUGCAGAACCAGCUCAUCAACAUCCGCGUGGAGCUGUCACAGGCCAGCACGGCCUUGGCCAACAGCACAGCUGAGUAUGAGACCCUGGAGAGCGAGGUGUCCGCCCUGCACGAUGACCUCUGGGAGCAGCUGAACCUGGAUAUCCAAAAUGAAAUGCUGAACCGACAGAUCCAGAAGGAGAUUUGGCGGAUCCAGGAUGUGAUGGAGGGGCUGAGGAAGAACAACCCAUCCCGAGGCACCGACACUGCUAAGCACAGAGUGGCCAUCGGCCCCUCGGGCACCUACAGCUCCAACAGCCCUGCCAGCCCACUGAGCUCCGCCAGCCUCACCAGCCCCCUCAGCCCCUUCUCCCUCAUCUCUGGCUCCCAGGGCUCGCCCACCAAGCCAGGUCCCAGCGAGCCCAAACCAAGCUUGGAGCAAAGCAAGAAGGAGGCGCAGCGAGCGGCUGCCCCCAGCUCCACUGCUGAGGGGCUGCUGAGCCGGCAGGAGCAGGAGGCAGAAAAACAAGCUGCCCUCAACAAAGUGGGCAUUGUGCCGCCCCGAACCAAAUCCCCGACGGAGGAGGAGGUGGUGCCCACAACAGGGAUGCUGAGGAGGAGUGCCAGCGGCAUGGCCAACGGGCUGGGCUCCCGGGAGAGACCGAAGAGCGCCGUGUUUGCCAAUGAGACAAAGGUGAAGAUGAGCGUGGAGGAGCAGAUUGACCGCAUGAAACGCCACCAGAGCGGCUCCAUGAAGGAGAAGCGGCGCAGCCUGCAGCUGCCCGGCAGCCAGCAGCCAGACACCCCUGGCACGAAGGCACCCACGUCCUACAAAGUGGUGCGCCGGCACCGCAGCAUCCAUGAGGUGGACAUCUCUGACCUGGAGGCAGCGCUGCGGUCUGAUGAACCUGGCAAGGUGCACGAGACACCCCGAGAGGAGAUCGCCCGGCUGCGCAAAAUGGAGCUGGAGCCACAGCACUACGAUGUGGACAUCAACAAGGAGCUAUCCACGCCGGACAAAGUCCUCAUCCCUGAGAGGUACAUUGAACUGGAGCCUGACACGCCACUCAGCCCCGAAGAAAUGAAGGAGAAGCAAAAGAAGGUGGAAAGGAUAAAAACCCUCAUUGCCAAAUCCAGCCUGCAGAACGUCAUCCCCCUGGGUGAGGGUGAAGUGGACGCUCCCCAGGACCCCGAAACACAGCUGCAGGAGCAGGAGAAGAGGAUAGAGAUCUCAUGUGCUCUGGCUGCUGAGGCAUCCCGCCGGGGCCGCAUGCUAUCGGCUCAAUGCGCUACCCCAAGCCCUCCCACCUCCCCAGCUUCCCCGACUCCACCGACCAACCCCCUCUCGUCUGAACCAUCCCGGGUCGCCGACUGCAGCCAUUUUAUGCGUGUCUGAGCCAUGAACUCAAGCCCUGGCAGCCGCUGGUGCCAUCAAGUCUCAUGGGGCCACGUUCUAGUGCAGCACUACACGCGCCAUGGCUCGACACUGACCCUCUCUGCGCCAUCGUUUUUGGUUCUCCUGGACCCCUUCCCUCCUUCCCAUCGAUGGCAUCACCAUUGGGGUGGAUGAGAGGGGAAGAUGCAGCUCCAAUGCUCUGCCCCAUCCUGGAGGAGCUGUGCAGAUGCCAUAAGCGCCAUCCCCAAGGACUGGGGACACUGAGCUUCCACCCAGCACUGGGACACAGCUGCGUUGUCCUGGGUGCAUGGAGGGACAUGUGCAGCUCUGGAGGAGUGCAGCACCCCUCAGCUCUCUGUGCAUUGGUCACACAAAGGGGGCCGUCUCCACUAUGGAUGGUGCAUUCUCCACGUGCAUCUGUGCUCCUGGCUGUGCCCUGAAAGCUUUCAGCACCUUGCUGGAGGGAGGUGCCAGCCUCAUGGUGGCUGCAAGUGGGAACAGGGCGCACGGAGAGGGGACACAAUGGGACACAGGUGUCCCAGGGGCCGGGAUGGUGAGGGCUGCCCAGCACAGAGCCGUGGGCAUGGAGCAGCAGGUGCAGGCAGGGACAGGGGAUGUGGGGAAGGAGCAGAGGAACGGAGCGGAGCCGAUGGGCCAAGCAAGCAAUCUGCAGGAUGGAUGGGGAUGGUGACAAGGAAGGGACCGGGUCGGAGCCGUGAAUGCUUCCAGGUGGUAGCAACGCUUUGCUCAUGGUCACCUCUGUCACAGCCCAGGUGGCCCAGCAGGAAUUCCAUGACACAUGCAGCACUCCCUGGGCAGCCUUCUGUGCUGGAGGAGGGAUUCCUUCUCCCGCAGCACCGGGGAUGGAUGUGGGGACAAGGAGGGGGCACCUCAGCUGCGCAGCAUGGACUGGAUCCCUCUGGUCUCACCACACGCCAUUGCACUCCAACCACGUCAGCUUGGUCAUUUCUCCUACUGCGAGCCUAUCCUUGAUUUCAUUUUAUUUUCGCUUUCCAAACGGAGGGAAAAACGCUGUUUCUGCCUGAAAACACAGCAACGUGUGGGGGGGGG